AUGGCGCUUAAUAAUAGUAAGGAAAUAGUUGAAAAUCUUAUUUCAUAUGGUGCAAAUAUCAAUGAAAAAGUUAAUGAUGGGGAAACAGCUCUUCAUUAUGCAGCAACGUAUAACAUAAGAAAAAUUCCGAGUUCCAAAAGACCAAUCUGGCAGAAAACGAAUCUUUGGGAGAAACUUAUAUAA
Messenger RNA from Trichomonas vaginalis G3, 183 nucleotides. Its product is annotated as Ankyrin repeat family. Gene Ontology annotation, molecular function: protein binding. The transcript has a single exon. The coding region runs from base 1 to 183 and encodes 60 amino acids. NCBI's taxonomy places the organism in Eukaryota, Parabasalia, Trichomonadida, Trichomonadidae. The record is from RefSeq and is a predicted model, not a curated record.